GUUUUGGGUGAACUUAACAAACCUAAAGCACUCUGUUUUCCACCGCCGCCCCUUGCUUCUUCAAGUUUCGAUCCCUUUCUUCCCUCUUUUACAGUCGGUCGCCAUUUUUUGGGGAGAUUGAUUAUUCCGGUUUUCAACGGUCUAGGCGCGACGCUUAGUGAACGAGUGUCUUGCCGUCGAGCCUAGCUGCUGCUUUGCUUCACAAAGCUCGUCUUUCAAAUUCUGCGCAUUGACCCACGACUUCUAAGAAGGAAGAAGGAGAAUUAAGGUGAUCAAUUUGCUUAAACCAUAAUGGAAGCAAAAAUUUUCCGCUUUCUAAAGAUAGUGGGUGUUGGAUACAAAGCCAGAGCUGAAGCAGAAGGGCGCCUCUUAUAUCUCAAAUUGGGAUACAGUCAUGAGGUUGAACUUACAGUGCCUCCUGCUGUUCGUGUUUUCUGCUUCAAGAACAACGUAGUUUGUUGCACUGGAAUUGACAAGCAAAGAGUGCAUCAGUUUGCUGCUUCUGUUCGUAGUUGCAAACCUCCUGAAGUUUACAAAGGUAAGGGUAUCAUGUACAUCGAUGAAGUGAUCAAGAAGAAACAAGGAAAGAAAUCAAAAUGAUGGGGCAAUUCUGCACGAUGCCGAUAGCAAAGUGUUUUGCCUAAUUCCAUGCGUUGGACUUACAAUGUCUUGUUUUGUCAAAAAAGUUCAAUUUCUGGGAUUCAAACAUUGGAAUUUUGUGAUUUAGAAGGCAUUUAAAUUAGCAAUAAGUUUUUGCAA
Messenger RNA from Hevea brasiliensis (rubber tree), 759 nucleotides. Its product is annotated as 60S ribosomal protein L6, mitochondrial. Gene Ontology annotation, biological process: translation. NCBI's taxonomy places the organism in Eukaryota, Viridiplantae, Streptophyta, Magnoliopsida, Malpighiales, Euphorbiaceae. The transcript has 2 exons. The record is from RefSeq and is a predicted model, not a curated record. Gene Ontology annotation, molecular function: rRNA binding; structural constituent of ribosome. Gene Ontology annotation, cellular component: ribosome. The coding region runs from base 292 to 600 and encodes 102 amino acids.